Messenger RNA from Trifolium pratense (red clover), 1398 nucleotides. RefSeq names its product octanoyltransferase LIP2p, chloroplastic-like. Gene Ontology annotation, cellular component: mitochondrion. The transcript has 3 exons. Gene Ontology annotation, molecular function: lipoyl(octanoyl) transferase activity. The coding region runs from base 36 to 935 and encodes 299 amino acids. Gene Ontology annotation, biological process: protein lipoylation. The record is from RefSeq and is a predicted model, not a curated record. NCBI's taxonomy places the organism in Eukaryota, Viridiplantae, Streptophyta, Magnoliopsida, Fabales, Fabaceae.
ACUCCAUGAAUGAAUGAUACUUCAGUUUGGUAGCCAUGAUUUUAUUGGAGUGUUCUUGUUUCACUUUCAACAAGCCUCGACCUCUCCGUCCCCACUCCAAUUCAUCUUCAACAUUUUCCUCUCUCAUAAUCAAUGGAGGAGGCCAUAGAAUAAGAACAACCAAAAGGGUGCAAUGUUUACGAAGCUGUGACCUUAUAGAUUUUCAUCAAGACUUGAUCCCUUAUGAAGUGGCAUGGUCUUUACAGAAAAACAUUGUUAAAGAAAAGAAAUCACAGAUUCAAAAUGAAGGAGAUUGCAAUGACACUCUUAUUGUUUUACAACACCCUUCUGUUUUCACAUUGGGUACUGCUAGUUCCAACAACAACCUUAAUUUUGACAUUAAAAAUCCACCCUUUGAUAUUCAUCGUACUGAACGUGGUGGAGAAGUUACAUACCAUGGUCCUGGCCAGUUAGUGAUGUAUCCAAUUAUGAACCUCCGGAAACAUAAGAUGGAUCUUCAUUGGUAUCUAAGGACACUUGAAGAGGUUGUUAUUCGUGUUCUGUCUUCAACCUUUUCAAUUCAGGCUUCAAGGAUGGAAGGUUUAACUGGUGUUUGGGUUGGAAAUGAGAAAGUGGCAGCUAUAGGUAUAAGAGUGGAUCAAUGGAUUACCUAUCAUGGUUUAGCACUCAAUGUCAUGACGGAUUUGAGUCCCUUUAAAUGGAUCGUCCCAUGCGGAAUACACGGCCGUCAAGUUGGGAGUAUCAAAGGGUUGCUGAAAGAAGCACAAUUAUCAUGUAAUGAUCAUGAAACAGCUGAUUUGUAUCAUUUGGAUGGUGCCAGUCUUAGUCAUAUUACUCAUAAGUCCUUAAUUGAAGAGUUCUCAAAAGUGUUUCAGCUUAAGUACAAUCAUAAAAUUAUUUCUGUACCAAUGCUGUGUGAAAGUGCACGAAAAUAAGUUAUCCUACCAAGAAACAGCAAACUUGAAUUUUUGUAAUGCACAUAGACACAUAGUUUAUUUAGUAUAUGGCCAGAUUAAAGACAAUCUUGCAAUCGAACACACUUGCUACUCUAUCUUGUAUUCUAGGAUAUCAAUUGUUUGUGAAUAAUAGGCUAUAUUACUCUAUUUUGCAAUCAAACAUACGGAAUUUGAAUAAAAAAAAUUCAACUUUAAUGAUGAGAACACUGGUGAAGUUGAGGAUGAAAAUGAUGUUGAUGAUCUUUCUGUGUUGGAAACUGCAAAGUUUGGUGAUAUUAACCUUCAAGGUGGUGGUUAGAACAUAUGAAAUUCGAAUCAAAAUGUUUCAACUUAAAUGAUCAGAACAAAGAGUAGAUGGAACAAAGCUCUUUUUAGAGAGAUUUUUUGUUUGUUUGAGUACAUAGAUGAUUAUAUUUAGAUGGAGGACUCUCAAAUGUAUAUG